AUGUGCAGCGCAGCAGAAGUGCAGCAGCAGCAGCAGCAGCAGCAGCAGCAGCAGCAGCAGCAGCAGCAGGCGUGGGUGCUGAGGGGCCUGCGGCUGUGGGAAAGUGCAGAUUUGGUGCACGGAGAUUUGCUGCUGCUGCUGCUGAAGCCCCGUUUGCUGCUGCUGCGGCUCUUUGAAAAGAAAAAAGAAGAAGCUGCUGCUGCUGCUGCAGCAGCAAAAGGCAUCACCAGGGCCCAGCGAAAGGCCCAGAUUUAUACUUCUUUCAUAAAAGCCCUCGCAAAGCAAGUGUCUCUACCCCAGCCGCUGCUGCGCUCUUUUUGCCGCCUCAGUUUUGCUGCAGCGCAGCAGCAGCAGCAGCACCAGCAGCAGCAGCUGGAGCAGCAGCAGCAGCAGCAGCUGCAUGCUUUUGAAAGGCCCUUUUCCUACUUUUGUCUCUAUCAGCCUGCAGCAUCGCAGCAGCAGCAGCUGCUGCUGCAGCUGCAGGUUUUGUGUUUUCUUUGUUCUCAAACAGCAGAUUUGCUGCACUUCUUAGCAGCAACUAUAAACUGGCAGCAGCAGCUGCUGGAGCACAAGCAGCUGCUGCCGCCGCAUCAGCAGCAGCAGCAGCAGAUAUCAUUUGUCCCCGUCAUUGUGUCCAGAAGUGCCUCAGCUGGUGCUGCAGCAUCUGCAGCAGCUGCAGCAGCGCAGCAGCAACUCGGGACAGAAGACACGAUAGUGAUUCGUUUGGCUGCGGGAGAGCCCCGGCGGCGAUUGGCCUGCUGGAGUUUGCAACAGCUGCUCUGCUUCUCAGAGACCCUAUUCAGGCUCACGGAGACUUUCAGCGACUUCAACAAUGCUGCAGCAGCCGCAGCAGCAUGCAACGCCCGCAGCAGCAGCAGCAGCAGCAGCUGGGGCUGCAGCUGCUGCAGCAGGAAGCAAACCGAGCUGCUGCUGUCUGAAGAAGGGGCCCCACGGGGGGGCCCCCUGACUCCGAAGCAGCUGCUGCUGGACCUUCUAGAGGCCCUCUGCGAGGCCCCACAGUACCUGGGCGACUUCACAGCAGUGCUCGGGGCUGCAUGCGAAUUGCAGCAGCAGCAGCAGCAGCAGCAGCAGCAGCAGCAGCAGGGGGAGGAGGCCCUCAAGGAGGCCUCAGACUACUUGCCGCCGCAGGAACUCCAGAUUGCUGUUGCUGCUGCACUGCUGCAGGAGAUGAGAGCAGCAAAGAGGCGAAUCUCAGAAGUAGAGGCCAUGUCUCCAGCAGCAGCAGCUGCUGCAGCAGCUGCUGCUGCUGCAGCAGCAGAGGAAGAGACGAAAUCCCCAGAAGACCCGCUGCUUGCUGCUUCAAGGCCUCCAGAGGAAACCUCGGUAGUAGAUGGGGCAGCAGCUGCUUCUCCUGCUGCUGCUGCUUCCGCUGCUGCUUCUGCUGCUGCUUCUGCUGCUGCUACUCCUCUCAGGGGCUCCAUAGAUUCCAUAGAUUCCCAGGGGCCCCUCGUGGUAAACCCUAGGGCCUUUACGCAGCAGCAGCUGGGGGCCCCCCCGUCCAUGUCUUUGCAUUCCAGCAGCAGCAGCAGCAGCAGCAGCAGCAGCAGCAGCAGCAGCAGCAAUGACAGGGACGCCAGCAGCUGCAGCAGCUGCAGCAGCUGUAGCAGCUGCAGCAGCUGCAGCUGCUACAGCUGCAGCAGCUUCAGCGGAGACCCAAAGAACAGCGAUUUCGAAAAUGAAAGCAGCAGCAGCUUUUCAGCAGCAUCUGCAGGGCCUGCUGGUCAGUUAGACGUCCUUGCAGCAAAUCCAAGUGCUGCUGCUGCUGCUGCUGCUGCAAGGAUAAGCGGCUCAAAAGAAGCACAAGGAACCGCAGCUUCUUUGCUGCGACCGGCAGACGCAGCAGGAGCAACAGCAGCAGCAGCACAAUCACAACUUGCAGCAGCAGCCGCAACAGCACCUGCAGCAAAAGCCCCAGCAGCAGCAGCAGCAGCAGCAGCAGGUGAGUUGAAGGAAGAAGCAUUCUUCUCGCCACUAGAAGGGGGAGUUCUUUCUCCAGGAAAUUUGUCUCCUUUUUUUUCUGUCUGUUUUCAAGAAGAGACAAUUGGGUUUGAAGAAGCAGCAGCUCGGCUGUGCAGCAGCGAGCCGCACAGCAUUCUCGAGUCGCAGCAGCAGCAGCAGCAGUUGCUGCAGCAGCAGCAGCAAUUGUUGCUUCAGCAACAGCAAUUGUUGCUGCUGCAGCAGCAGAAGCUGCAGCAGGAGCAGCAACUCCAUCAGCAGCAACAGCAGCAGCAGCAACACCAGCAGCAGUUGCAUCAGCAGCUAAGGCAUCAGCAGCAACAGCAGCAGCAACAGCAGCAGCGACAACUGCAGCAGCAACAACAGCAACAACUGCAGCAGCAGCAACAGACACAGCGUCUGCGUACCGACUCGGAAGAAGAGAUCCUCAGGGCCACAAUGCUGCGGCAGCAGCUGCAGCAGCAGCUAAAG
Molecule: messenger RNA, 2448 nt
Organism: Eimeria tenella
Lineage: Eukaryota; Apicomplexa; Conoidasida; Eucoccidiorida; Eimeriidae
Exons: 6
Biological process (GO): regulation of transcription by RNA polymerase II
Cellular component (GO): mediator complex
Molecular function (GO): transcription coactivator activity
Source: RefSeq, a predicted model, not a curated record